UUUGGCAGAGCUGUCAGAUCUCUUCGAAGAACAAGAACCGUUUGAGAGUUUAGCUUCAGGCUGUUGGCGACCGUAGCUGGCAAGCCGUAGGAGCUGAUAGAGAGCGCGGAUUAGCCACGGUUCUUUUCCGGUGUUGUCUUUGGUAUAAUUAGUGCCACUCGACGAUAUAUCGAGUCGAAGAUGAGCGGAAACACUCCCCGUUCGUCUCUGCGAGAGGGCCUGCGACAGGCACCUAAAGCCAAUCAGCCGUUCAUACCUGAUACCGCGCCUGUCAGACAAACACGCUCGAGUAUCCAUUCUACGACGUCACCUCAGCCGCCAGGAGCCCCUCAUACCCCUUCUACACCAUCCGCACAUCUCCAUAAUACCCACAGCAAUCAUAUGGAUAUCGAGAACUGGGAUGGGAGGGAGCAAGUCAAGGUCCCGAUGUCCACGCGUGAGGUUGCAACCCCAGGAAACAGACCUGGCCUUUUUGCACAAUAUGACAGAACAAAAACCGCGAAGCAACCGGACUUUUACGAUCCCUAUUUUCCCCUUAGGUAUUUGGAGGUUCCGAAAUCCGAUCACAUCUAUAAACGAGCCCACUAUGGUCUCCAGUCCGGAAUUCCAGAUGAAGUUGAUUUUGCACUCUACCACCUGGUACAAAUAUCCAACCAACGGUGGGAUAAAUUCAAGUUCGAAGGGUUCCCUCUGCUCGCAGAAACGCUCAUGGAGAAAGCCAUGGAAGUAACUCUACUCUGCACGGGUGUCAAGUGGGAGCUUCAGUAUGAUAUCCGAGAGCCGACGGAGCGCAUCGACGUGCUCAACUCUUUGCGUGGCACCCGAGGUAUUCUAGACAAAAUUCGAGAAAUCCCAGUCACAUUGGCGGAUGAUACCCUCGAAACAACCGAGUUCACGCAUCGUCUUCGAAACAUCAAGGAGGCCACCUUGGUGCUACGCAAUAUGGUUCUGUUGAAGGAGAACGCGUACUAUAUCGCGCGAUAUGCUCAUGGAUUGCUCAGAGACUUUCUUGUCGUCUUGAUCAAUAUCCCAAACCAACCCCGGUUGAACGAGCUCAAGAAUGAUGCGCUUGAUAUUGCGGAAGAGGUCACCCGAUUCAUGAAGACUGAUUCCGAAGACCCGCUCUGGAUAUCCUUACUGCAAUGCCUCGAGUCAACGGAUCGCGCACAUAUUGUCAGAGCUUUCUGGGCGCUGACACACUUCUCUACCGAGCUCAACGAGCCCGAAGGCAAUCGAGCCAUGGAGCGCAUACCGAAACAGACCCUUCGGCAAUUAUAUUUCCAUUCGCUUCUGGAUUUGGAUAAGGACAUUUUGAGCGGUGCGUUAGACUUUUGGUACCAGUAUACGCUUUUCCCUUACAACAUCGAGACCCUUAUCGAUGUAUUCAACCUCCCGACCGUGUUUGUGCCCCGAAUGAUUGCUCUCUUGAUGUACGAGGGGCGGCCAUCCAAGAGAGAAACCGUGAUCCAGGAGGAGAAGGUGGCACCGCCGCCGACGGAAAUUCCACGAGUUCCACCCGAGCUGCUGAAGGAUCUGAUGGAGCUGGCAGAGCCCGAGCGCAGCUCUCGCUGGCUCCGGUGCUGUUUUGUUGAAGACGCCGACUGCGAAAUCACCCAGAUUGCCUUAUGGCAGGCCUACCAGAACCGGUUCGCCGAUCCGCGAGUCCCUGGUGGCGGGGUUCUGCCCGCUGCGGAGUUCAUCAAGAAUGUGAGCAACACAUUCACCAACGCCCAAGCACAAGUCAUCAACGGACCUGGCGCGGCCACCAAAUUCAUCAUCAAGGGUAUCCGCCCUCUGGAGACCGCGUACACCUUCUCAGGGUUCCCUUACAACUACUGCAAGUGGGCGGACAACACCAAGCCGGCCAAGAUCUGCCAGCGCGCCUUUGCGACCCCCACCGAGCUCCGGAAUCACAUCUUCUCCGAACACAUGAACCUGGCUGCCACCGAUACACCGGGCCAUUACAACCUGGACAAGGCCGAGUCUGCCACACACACCUGCCUCUGGGACAACUGCCCCAAAUUCCGCUCGUCUGGCCCUAGUGCGGACACGGCGAUGGUCGCGGGCCAUGUGGCGUCGCAUCUUCCCGACGAACGGGCUCCGGACGCGGAGCCACCGGUGCCGAAACGGAUGGUGCUGCAGGAGCGCAUUGUCCGCAAGUGGUUCUACAUGGACACACCCAUCAAUGACCGCGGCGAGCCGUUCGGGGUGGCGUACAAGGCCGCGCUGGUGCUGCGCAACAUUGCAUGGAACCUGCCGAACCGGGAGGCGCCCAAACACGGCGGGCUCUUGUGGAAGAAGGCCGUCUUUGCCGGCCACCGGUCGAAGAUAAUUGAGAUCUGGGAUCGGAACCGGUCCCUGCGUAAGGAACUGACGGAGCUGGUCAUGGUUUUAGAAAGGAGAGACGAGUGAUAAGCUUUUUUUUCUUCUUCUUUUUCUCUCCCUACCUCCUUUUUUCUCCUUUCUUCUCUAAAAACUCUUCUUGUACGAAUAAUACCCUGAUUUAUGGUUCGACGGUUUUCAUCUUUUCUUUCCCCCUUGUUCUUAUUUCCUUUUCUCUUCCCUUUUAAAUUCCAGGGAAGCCCUGGAAUCAUGGAAUCAUUACUUAGUAGGUGAACCCGGGAGCCGGGACGAGGAGGAGGAUAGGGUAUUCAGUUUUCUUUCUUUUUCUCUUUUAUUUACCAUUCAUGGCGUCCCGGGUGGUAGAGGCAGGCUGUACUUGACAUUGUGA
This is a messenger RNA of Penicilliopsis zonata CBS 506.65, 2731 nucleotides long. RefSeq lists its product as hypothetical. The record is from RefSeq and is a predicted model, not a curated record. Gene Ontology annotation, molecular function: DNA binding. Gene Ontology annotation, biological process: regulation of DNA-templated transcription. The transcript has 3 exons. The coding region runs from base 181 to 2412 and encodes 743 amino acids. Lineage: Eukaryota; Fungi; Ascomycota; Eurotiomycetes; Eurotiales; Aspergillaceae.